AUGACAAGAGAUAAGAGUGGGGGAGAUCACAGAGUGAAGGAAACGAUAGCGGCCGUUCGGAACCUGCUGACCCAGAAGAAGUUGCACAAAUUCGAGCUGGCGUCGAUCGCGAAUCUGUGUCCAGAGACCCCCGAGGAGGCCAAGGCUCUCAUUCCCAGUCUGGAGGGCCGAUUCGAGGAUGAGGAACUCAGGCAGAUAUUGGAGGAUAUCCAGACCAAGAGGAGUCUCCAGUAUUGAGGAGCUACAGUGCUC
This is a messenger RNA of Nilaparvata lugens (brown planthopper), 252 nucleotides long. Its product is annotated as DNA-directed RNA polymerase II subunit RPB4-like. Gene Ontology annotation, biological process: positive regulation of translational initiation; mRNA export from nucleus in response to heat stress; nuclear-transcribed mRNA catabolic process, deadenylation-dependent decay. The coding region runs from base 1 to 237 and encodes 78 amino acids. NCBI's taxonomy places the organism in Eukaryota, Metazoa, Arthropoda, Insecta, Hemiptera, Delphacidae. The transcript is spliced from 2 exons. The record is from RefSeq and is a predicted model, not a curated record. Gene Ontology annotation, cellular component: P-body; RNA polymerase II, core complex. Gene Ontology annotation, molecular function: translation initiation factor binding; nucleotide binding.